Messenger RNA from Rhodofomes roseus, 1610 nucleotides. RefSeq names its product septin. Gene Ontology annotation, cellular component: cytosol; microtubule cytoskeleton; cell division site. The transcript has 11 exons. Gene Ontology annotation, molecular function: GTP binding; GTPase activity; molecular adaptor activity. The record is from RefSeq and is a predicted model, not a curated record. NCBI's taxonomy places the organism in Eukaryota, Fungi, Basidiomycota, Agaricomycetes, Polyporales, Fomitopsidaceae. Gene Ontology annotation, biological process: cytoskeleton-dependent cytokinesis. The coding region runs from base 96 to 1199 and encodes 367 amino acids.
CGGAGUUCAAAGUUCCAGCCUUCGCCUCGUCGCUCUCGCCUCGACGACGACCAAAAAGCAGCAGUCGACCCCGACGCCCACACACCGCCCACAACAUGUCUUUCGCCGGUAGACGCAGAGGAAACAAGGUCAAGAAGGGUGUCCAGUUCACCGUCAUGGUAGUCGGUGCCUCUGGUACUGGCCGCACGACGUUCGUGAACACCCUGUGCGAGUCUGAGGUCCUGCCGCACAAGGUCUGCGACAGCCCGGACACUGCUCAUGUUGAGGAGGGUAUCAGGAUCAAGCCUGUCAACGUCGAACUGGAAGAGGACGGCGUUCGCAUUGCUCUCACCAUCGUUGACACUCCGGGCUUUGGCGAUAACAUCGACAAUGAGUUCGCCUUCCAGGAGAUUGUCGGCUACUUGGAACGCCAAUACGACGACAUUCUGGCCGAGGAGUCCCGUAUCAGGCGUAACCCGCGCUUCCGCGACAACAGGGUUCACGCCCUGCUGUACUUCAUCCCUCCCACUGGCCACUCUCUGCGCGAGAUGGACAUUGAGCUGAUGCGCCGGCUCUCGCCUCGUGUCAACGUCAUUCCUGUUGUUGGCAAGGCCGAUUCGCUCACUCCCAGUGAGCUCCGCGGCUUCAAGAAGCGGAUUAUGGAGGAUAUCGAGUACUACGAUAUCCCCGUUUACAACUUCCCGUAUGACGUUGAGGAGGAUGACGAGGAUACCAUCCAAGACAACAGCGAGCUUCGCGCCAUGAUGCCGUUCUCAAUCGUCGGUUCGGAGGAAGAGGUCGAGAUUGACGGCCAACUCGUCCGUGCUAGGAUCUACCCUUGGGGUAUCGUUGAGGUCGACAACCCGAAGCACACCGACUUCAGCCGUCUUCGGGGUGCCCUUCUCAACACCCACUUGGCCGAUCUGAAGGCCUUGACCCACGACGUACUGUACGAGACCUACCGUACCGAAAAGCUCUCGAGGACGGUCCACUCGGACACGCAGGAUUCUUCCAUUCUGCCCGAGGAGUUGGCUACACAGAGCGUGCGUCUCAAGGAGGAGCAGCUCCGUCGGGAGGAGGAGAAGCUUCGCGAGAUCGAACUUCGGGUGCAGCGCGAGAUCAACGAGAAGAGGCAGGAAUUGUUGGCGAAAGAGGAAUCACUCCGAAACCUCGAGAGUCGACUGGCCGCCCAGGGUUCGCAAUCCGAGUUCCGCGAGUGAACUCUUGCGCCAUCGUGAUGCCUGGGCGAAAAGCGGGACAGAGAGCCAGUAUACCCCUCUUGUCAGGACUGCUUGAGUUGCCUCGUCUAACCGACUUCGUACACGUGUUCCAUCUGGGCCUAGCAUUCGGAUAAUCUGUUGUGUUUCAGUCUGAUUUACGCUUGCUUCUCUUCCUCGUCGGUCCUUAUAGCGUUUCUUCCCGACUUACUCCCAUCGUGUUGUCGGCCGUAAUACGUGAUUACUACGCUCAUUUGGAUGUUAUGCUUAAUACCACUGUCUGCAGGCUGUAUGUGUGCAGAAUAUGUUGGUGCGUUGCCAUUGUGCCGUCUCGAGAGAUAGGGGCCCGAUGGGCAUGGUGCAUGCAUGGCGCAAGGGGCGGGAUGGCCGAUGCGGGGUGAUCGUGCGAGCAAU